AUUUUCAUCCGAUCUUCUUUUUCUUUUCGUGUGAUUAUUUGUGUGCAUUAAUCAUAUAAGUUUGUACAGAAUAUUGAAAUAUUGUGAAAGGAAUACAAAUUUGAGAGAGAGUUGAAUUACACUUUAAAGGCUAAUAUAAACAAUUCAUUUAUAAGGAUGUUAACCUUAAACAAGAUUGAUUCAAACUGUUUUCUACAAUCUAAAGAACCACAGAGUUUGAAAGUAUUAUCACCAUCACCGACGCCACCUCCACUUACCAUAAUAACAGAAGAAAGAAAAGCAAAUAAUCAAGACUAUAGGUUUGAAACGAUCAGAUUACAAACUUUUGAAGAUUGGCCAGUAAAUUUUAUAGAUCCUAAGGAUCUUGCAGCAGCUGGAUUUUAUUAUUUGCAUACAGAAGACAAAGUAAAAUGUUUCGAAUGUAAAAUAGAAGUAUAUAAUUGGGAAGAAGGAGAUGUACCUAUGAGAGAUCAUAAACGUCAUUCACCAAUAUGUCGAUUUGUCAGAAAUAUUCCAUGCGGUAAUGUACCUAUUGGCGUUGAUCCUAAUUCGAUACCCGUACCAAGCCCUCGUGGAUACGACGUUUGUGGAAUACAUGAAAUAGGAAGUCAGCCGCCAAAUGCAUAUAGUGAAAACUUAUCCAAUCUACUGUUUCCUACAGACGCCAGGCUGAAAUCUUUAGGAGUUCAAAGACUGAAGCAACCAAUAUAUCCAAAAUAUGCUAACUUAGAAUUGAGAGUACUUUCUUUCGAUAUAUGGCCUAAACCAAUGAUAGAUAUUAAGCAAUUAGCAGAAGCUGGUUUUUUCUAUACGGGAGAACAAGAUCAAACAUUGUGUUUUCACUGCGGUGUAGGUUUAAAAGAUUGGGAACCAAAUGACGAUCCGUGGUAUGAACAUUUUAAAUGGUUUGUUAAAUGUCAUUUUCUUUUAAUGUUCAAAGGUAAAGAAUAUGCAGAUGUAGAAGGACAAUUUAUAAAGUUAUCGAAGGAAACGAAACCAGCUUCAUUAGAGGAGAUUUUCGAUGAUAUAAACCUUGAAAGCAAUUGUGGUUCAAAUACUGUAAAAAAUAAUAUUGAAGAAAAUUCAAAUUUGGCUAGCUCUGCAGUUGCAAAAAAACAUGAAUUAAGUAAGCCUAUGGAUGAUGCAAGACUAUGUAAAAUCUGUUACAAUGCUGAAUUGCAAGUUGUAUUUUUACCCUGCAAACAUAUGUGCGCGUGUGUAAAUUGCGCAACUUUAAUAACUAAAUGUGCAGUUUGCCGAAAACCAAUAGAACUAGUUGUUCGCGCAAUAUUAACAUAAGACAAAUAAGUAUUAAAUAUUAUUAUUAAUUUUAAAG
Messenger RNA from Polistes canadensis, 1336 nucleotides. Its product is annotated as death-associated inhibitor of apoptosis 1-like. The record is from RefSeq and is a predicted model, not a curated record. Bases 157 to 1299 code for a protein of 380 amino acids. Gene Ontology annotation, biological process: negative regulation of apoptotic process; positive regulation of protein ubiquitination; regulation of cell cycle. The transcript has 3 exons. Gene Ontology annotation, molecular function: cysteine-type endopeptidase inhibitor activity involved in apoptotic process; ubiquitin protein ligase activity. Gene Ontology annotation, cellular component: nucleus; spindle microtubule; cytoplasm. Lineage: Eukaryota; Metazoa; Arthropoda; Insecta; Hymenoptera; Vespidae.